Messenger RNA from Lethenteron reissneri (Far Eastern brook lamprey), 1833 nucleotides. Its product is annotated as von Willebrand factor D and EGF domain-containing protein-like. The record is from RefSeq and is a predicted model, not a curated record. Lineage: Eukaryota; Metazoa; Chordata; Hyperoartia; Petromyzontiformes; Petromyzontidae.
UGAUGAAUGAGAUCCUUGUGAGCUCUGCCGUGCAUGUGAGAUGCGGGACAGGGAGGUUGUAGGAACGGUCACGGGUGUGGCGCUGGCGCACGGUGGUAGCGGUAGUGGCAGGGCCCUCGUGAAGACCCCCGCGUCUCGUACGCUCAGUGGGCCCCGUGGUGCCGCGCUACGCACCAUGCGUCCCGCAGGGCGCAUCCUCCAUCUCAUCCACCUCCUCCACCUCGUCCUCCUCCUCCACCAAGGACUCCGAUCCGCCGACGCUGGCGCGGCCGCCGCCGGGUUGGCCCUGCCGUUCGUCUACGAGUCGAGGGCUCGCUGCGAGCCGCCGUGCCGCAACUAUGGACUGUGUGUGCGCAACGACACCUGCUUCUGCCUGCACGGAUACCAGGGAGAGCGCUGCCAGCACGCCACGUGCAACCCGCAGUGCAAGCACGGCGGCGAGUGCCUGAGAUCUGCCAAAUGCCGCUGCACUCUGGGAUUCGAGGGGCGAUUCUGCCAAAAAGCGAGCUGCAGUGGGGGCUGCAUGAAUGGCGGUCAGUGCGUGACGGUGCUCGGCGUCUCCAAGUGCUCGUGUCCCUCUGGCUGGGGAGGCGCGCGCUGUCACCAGGCUAUGUGUCCACAGGGAUGCAGAAACGGAGGUGUGUGUGUGGUGCCAGACAUCUGUAGUUGCCUUCCAGGCUGGCAUGGAGGAGCCUGCCAGAUUGCCGAGUGCCAGAAGCCAUGCCUCAACGGAGGGAAGUGCGUGGCACCCGACGUCUGCCGCUGCCGUCACUCCUACCGAGGUCCCCGCUGUGCGACUCGAGUGAUUGCAUGAUCACGCCACUGCACAGCAACCCGGAGCAGGAACACUAGUGCACAGAUGUUGCUGCCUUAAUGUCUUCCAAUGUCAAAAAAACAGGACACCAGAGAACCAUUAUCAAACGCCCGAGACUGUGUUUAAAGCCAAGCAAUCCAGCCGGGCCCAAUAUUUGAUGACUGUGUACCAUGCGCAGGGCUGCCCAGAUUUUCCUGGAGGCCCAGGGCAGAUUGCCACGUGAAUCCUUAUUAUUCAUGAGUCACACAAAAAAAACAGGCCCGUUGUGGAGCCCUCUUUGGUGUGAGGCCCAGGUAAAUGACCACUUUUAUCCCUCCGACCUGUCGGCGACCCUGUCUACGUGUGUCUCCGUAACGAUGUUGUCGGAUAUCGGAAGCCAAGCAGGUGUGAGCAGUAUGUAGUUAGUUGGGUGACCGCCAAGGUUUGCCAAUUGUUGUAGGUGUGGAGUUGCCAGGGCUGGCCAAGGGAUAAUAGAGUCGAGUGUCGAUCCUGUCCGUAUGUGCAGUGGGGUUUGCUUCGGUUACUCGGAUUUCCUCCCGCACGCCAAACACUGCAGUAAUUGCGUUGCCCAAACAUACCAAUGCAGGAUUCACUUGAGAAGGUCUUGGGGACUCUUGCGAGGCGUUGCUUAGUAAAUUAGUAUAGGAAUAAAAAACAAAAUUCUGAAACAAAGUUCAUCAUGCACUGCCCAUGGAGCUUUACGGGUCAUAGCAACAACUGAGGUUUAUCUUAAUAGUUGUAUUCAUGCAUAUGUCUAGUAAUUGAUAGAUGAUUAAACUGUACAUUGUUCAAGUUUGAAUACCGUAUGUGCAUCAUAAGAACAACCUAGAAAUUAGAAGAGCAUUCUAACGUGUCAUGUAAUGUGCCUCAGUUUUCAAUACCAAUAUCAAUAACCAAUGCAUUUUUUUGUUUAUAUAAACCUUAGAACAAAACUGUUAAUUUCAAGUGAGUAUUAACAUUAUAUUAAAAUAUGUACAACUUUUUCUUAACAAAAAAAAUCAACGUAGAAAUGUAGAUAG